Molecule: messenger RNA, 1826 nt
Organism: Laetiporus sulphureus 93-53
Lineage: Eukaryota; Fungi; Basidiomycota; Agaricomycetes; Polyporales; Laetiporaceae
Product: multicopper oxidase
Exons: 14
Coding region: 72-1604 (510 amino acids)
Molecular function (GO): oxidoreductase activity; copper ion binding
Source: RefSeq, a predicted model, not a curated record
CUCGCUUUCCUCUCGGAUUGAAGUUAGUUGACUGGGCCAGUACUCUUCCUUUCUUCAUCAUCAUAUCCGUUAUGACUGCUAUGUCUUUUCAUAUGGGGACUGCUGCGUCACUCGGCCCUCAUACCAUUCUGACCCUCACCAAUGGUCCAGUGACCCCGGAUGGUUUCACACGGGAGGCCGUACUUGUAAAUGGGAUUACCCCUGGACCUCCGAUAACCGGCUGGAAGGGCGAUAACUUCCUGAUCAAUGUCGUAAACGAAUUGCAGGAUCCUUCGAUGAACAAGACUAGCACUGUUCACUGGCAUGGACUCUUCCAACAUCACUCGAAUGCGGAGGACGGAACGGCCUUUGUAACUCAGUGCCCGAUUGCGUCUGGCAAUUCCUUCUUGUAUGACUUCGAUGUUCCUGAUCAAGCUGGGACGUUCUGGUAUCACAGUCACGAGACUUUGCAAUACUGUGAUGGUCUACGGGGUCCAUUGAUCGUCUAUGACCCGGAUGAUCCGUAUGCGGACUUGUACGAUAUAGAUGACGAGUCUACGAUCAUCACCCUCAAUGACUGGUAUCAUGUACCUGCACUACAGGUCGCUUCCCCAUCGCUUGUGGACUCAAUUCUCAUCAAUGGUCUGGGACGGCAAGCGAACGAUACUACUUCUCCGUUGUCCGUCAUAACUGUGACUCAAGAGAAACGCUACCGAUUCCGCCUCAUUUCUAUGUCUUGCGAUGCUUACCUCAACUUCACCAUCGACAACCACACCGUCACCGUCAUCGAAGCUGACGGACAGAAUACGAAACCAUUGCCGGACAUUGACUCCAUUCAAAUCUUCGCAGCACAACGCUAUUCCCUCAUUCUAGAGGCAAAUCAGACCAUUGGCAACUAUUGGAUUCGUGCAGUGGCUCCAAAGAAAGUGGAUAAUCAAGGAACGGCUAUACCGCCACCUGGCAUGGCGAUCCUCCGCUACGUCGGUGCACCGGACGACGAGCCUAAAACUACAAGCCACACAAAUCAUCCACUGAACGAAUCUGAUCUCCGUGCAUACGGUGAUAAGCCCGUCCCCGGAAAGCCCUAUCCUGGUGGUGCAGACGUAAACAUUCAACUUGACUUCGCAGAGACUGCUACAGGCCUGUACACUGUGAACAAUGUCAUCUUCAUACCACCACCUGUUCCCGUUCUUCUCCAGAUUAUGCACGGCGACUUCUCCCCAUGGGAUUUGAUGCCUACGGGCAGUGUGUAUGGGUUACCCCCCAACAAGUCCGUUGAGAUUUCGAUGCCGGGUGGUGUAGGGAACUCGACACAUCCUCUGCACUUGCAUGGUCAUACUUUCUCGGUUGUCAGGAGCGCGGGUCAGCUCUCACCCAACUAUGACGACCCAGUUCGCCGUGAUACGGUCAACAUUGGUCUGCUUGGAGACAACGUGACGAUCCGGUUCGAUACCAACAACCCUGGGCCCUGGUUCUUACAUUGCCAUAUCGACUUCCACCUCUACCAAGGAUUUGCUGUCGUCAUGGCGGAGGACACAUACGCGACACCGUUGGUGGACACGCCUCCUCCGGAAUGGGAUGCGCUAUGCCCCAUAUACAACUCGUUGCCUCUCUCAGAUGACUAACUUUACGCUCGAAUGUUAUGUCCCCGAAGGGCAUGGUGCCCGUGAUGAGCCGCUUUGUUUAACGUUGUCAGCGAACUUGCUCGAGGUGUGAUGGUACUGCAAAGCAACGAACUUGAGUGUAAGCUUACCAUUUUGGAAAGAUUUAAGCUGCAUUGGUGUUGAGUCCGUCUCCUGGUACGUGGCUGUUGACGCAACUAGCUCCAUUGUAUUUUACACUAGUAC